GCCAUACCUUAAGUCUGGACCAUUUAUCCCUGUAGGGAGUCCCUCUUCUCCUCUGUUCUCUUUCAGAACUACUUAUUACUUUAGGUUCAGUGUAUGUAGCAUAUGGUGACUCUAUGGGUUUCAGUUUUCUGAACCCCAAAUAUGCAAAAAUAUAGAAAAAGCAGACCAGGCAUCCCACCUUCUGUGUGCCACUAAGGGAGCAUCUCUUCCUCUUUCUCCCCUAAUAAGUUGUAUAUUAUUUUCUCAGUAUUUUAAUUUUUUGCUAUUUAUAUUAUCUGAGAUUUAUCAUUGGAAUCAUACAAAUAUUAAACCAGGAAAGAUCACCCAGGAAGAAAUUGAGAUCACCCACAAUAUCAG
Homo sapiens (human) is the source of this 357-nucleotide messenger RNA. RefSeq names its product olfactory receptor family 2 subfamily G member 6 (gene OR2G6). Gene Ontology annotation, cellular component: membrane; plasma membrane. Gene Ontology annotation, biological process: G protein-coupled receptor signaling pathway. The record is from RefSeq and is marked validated. NCBI's taxonomy places the organism in Eukaryota, Metazoa, Chordata, Mammalia, Primates, Hominidae. Gene Ontology annotation, molecular function: G protein-coupled receptor activity; olfactory receptor activity.